CGACGGAAGAAGUAACGCGAUGCUUGGUAGCAUGGUGUCCAACGACAAAUUCUGCGGAAUUACAAAAUUCAGUGGAGAAGAUAAGACGUAUUCCUCGGCGAAGUGGGCCGCCGAUAUUGAAGAUAAUGCCAAGAUAUUCGGAUGGAGUGCCCGGCAGAAACUCAUUGUCGCUCGACAAUCGCUCGUUGGUACGGCUCAGUUGUGGCUGAGAUCAGAGGAGACGCACAAAACAUUUGAAGAACUAAAUGCCGCCUUACAAAACGAAUUUCCUGAUGCAUUAAAUAGCAAGGAAAUGCACGAGCAAUACAAGCAUAGAUACCCAGAAGAAGAAAAUGACAGCCAUAGACACGAAUCAUGCGAAGAAGAACUGAGUGACAGCCAAGAACUGACAAUGUCAAACAGCAGCUAUCAAGAAGUUGUAAACAAACAAGGUUUACAGAAUGAAAAGGAGGAAAAAAUAGAUAUUUGUGAAAAAUCUGUAAAUAUGUUGAUAGAUAACGGAAAUGACGUUAACCUUAUUGUAGACGAUGUAUAUAUUGUAAAAAGCGACGAUGAAAUGAAGACAAUGAGAGAUGAACCAAUCGAUAUGAAGGUUAUUCCCAAAGAUGAUAUCCCUGAAGCACACUGGCCAACGCAUAUAUCAUCGAUGGAACAGAUUUCAGUGGAGGAAGAAGUAGAAUGGUUAAGAGAGGGUAUAAUUCAAGAAAGUUACUCAGAUUAUUCUUAUCCUCUGGUGUCGGUGACAAGGAGAAAGACAAGGAAGGUGAAAAAGUUUAGAAAUCAAGUAGUACCGAGGCGAAGAAGGCGAGUGACAAACGAGAGAAGAAAAAUAAGAAGAGAAUCGAUACACGAGAUUAAAAAGAUGAAAGGAAAGAAGGAAAAGAAGAUGAAAAGAAAGAAGACAAGAAAGAAGAAAAGAAAGGAAGUGAUAUUCGGAGAAAGAAAGAUAAAAGUGAUGAACGAAUGAUGAAGAAUGUGUGUGUUUUAAGUUGUAAUGCCGUAUUUGUUUAUUAUUAUUAGUUAAGGUGUAAUGCCGUAUUUGUUUAUGUUUAUUAGUUAAGGGGUUAAUCAUUUAAGUUGUUUUAAAUGCACAUGCUGAGGGCAGCAUGUAAGCAGGAUGGCCGAGUUGUAGGAAUGGAGCAUUAUCAUUUAUUAUUAUUUGGAUGAACAGAGUGUGUGAAGAAAGGAAGAAAGCAUCGAUUGUCUAUGAAAGGAAGUUUGACUGAGAAAAGAUGGAGGAUUAGAAAAGGUUGUUGUGCUCGAAGAUAAAAUUGUUUUUUAAAGGAUGUGAUACUGGAAUAAACGUGAUUCAGUGAAA
Molecule: messenger RNA, 1318 nt
Organism: Plutella xylostella (diamondback moth)
Lineage: Eukaryota; Metazoa; Arthropoda; Insecta; Lepidoptera; Plutellidae
Source: RefSeq, a predicted model, not a curated record